Messenger RNA from Pimephales promelas (fathead minnow), 1980 nucleotides. It is a transcript of the gene glp2r, whose product is annotated as glucagon-like peptide 2 receptor. Gene Ontology annotation, molecular function: peptide hormone binding; glucagon receptor activity. The record is from RefSeq and is a predicted model, not a curated record. Gene Ontology annotation, cellular component: plasma membrane. Lineage: Eukaryota; Metazoa; Chordata; Actinopteri; Cypriniformes; Leuciscidae. Gene Ontology annotation, biological process: cell surface receptor signaling pathway; adenylate cyclase-modulating G protein-coupled receptor signaling pathway.
GAGCUGCAGCUGAUUGGCUGGAGAGUGUGGACCCGUGAGUGAGGACACACACACACACACACACACACACUCGCUCAGUGAGGUCUGCAGCUCGUCGGGUCGUGUGUGUGUCGGAGGCUCGGGUCGUGGACAUGUGGAUGUGGAGCCAUGCGGACGGAGCUUGUGCUGCGCUCUUCUCUCACGGCGCUUCUCUGCACUCAGGUCAUGGGCUCCAUGCUGGACGAUGUGAUCUAUAAGCGCGGGGAAUAUCAGGAGAACUGCACACGCUUCCUGAAAGCCUCUCUGCCGACUGGCACUGGAAUCUUCUGCAACGGAACGUUUGACGUGUUUGCGUGCUGGCCGCACUCGUCUCCCGGCAUCGUGUCCGUUCCCUGUCCUCCGUAUCUCCCGUGGAUCCGAGAAGGAGCUGCUGGAAGUGUGUAUAAGGAAUGCAUGAUCAACGGCGCCUGGAAAACUGAGGAGAACUCCAGCAGCGUCUGGAGAAACCAGUCCGAGUGCGAAAACCAGUAUUACUUCAAGUCUGAGGAGGAGGAGGUGUUUCGGCAGUCCGUGCUGCGAGUCCUGUCCAUCGUCGGAUACUCGCUGUCCUUCUCCUCGCUCUGCUUGGCUGUUCUCAUCAUGAGUCUGCUGAGGAAGCUUCACUGUACGAGGAACUACAUCCACAUGAAUCUCUUUGUAUCGUUCAUAUUUAGAGCGACAGCCGUAAUUACCAAAGAGGUUGUGUUACAAGUCACGUACACCAACCUUCCCAGGGACGAGCUGGGGUGGAACAGCUACACCAAAUCUGCGAUUUCUUUCCUCUGCAAGGCCUCGAAGGUGUCGCUGGAAUAUUUUGUGGGAUGUAAUUACUUCUGGCUUCUAGUGGAGGCGAUCUUCCUGCACACGCUUCUGUUCACGGCCGUGCUGACCCGCAAGAGACUCCUGAAGAAGUACAUGCUCAUCGGAUGGGGAACUCCAUUAUUGUUCGUGAUCCCCUGGACCGUAACCAAAACUUUAUAUGAAAAUAAAAGCUGUUGGUUGAACAAUAUCCGAUGGAUCUGGUGGAUAAUCCGAGGCCCAAUAACACUGUCAGUGAUCGUCAUUUUUUGCAUUUUCCUCAAAAUCAUCCGACUUUUGCUGUCCAAGUUAAAGGCCGACCAGGUGAAGUUCACGGACUACCGUUACAGUUUAGCCAGAGCAACGCUCGUGUUGAUUCCUCUGCUCGGGAUCCACGAGAUCGUCUUCACCAUCAUCAUCGACGAAUCAGUGGAAGGAAGCAACCGCUACGCUCGAAACUUCGUCCACCUGACCCUGAGCUCGUUCCAGGUGAGCGAUCCCCUCGCUUGUCCUCUCCCGACUCAGGACGCCUCUAACCGCGAGCUCUGUUCGUCCACAGGGUCUGCUAGUCGCAGUGCUGUACUGCUUCGCCAACGGAGAGGUGCAGGCGGAGCUGAAGAAGCGCUGGCAGCUGUUCCUGUCCUCCAAUCACUGCGAGGUCCACAACUGCUUCACGGACAUCCACCCCAAACACCUGUGGAAGUGUUCGCACAAGAGUUCAGGACAAACCCAAGAGCAGAGCCAAUCCAACGAGGACGGAGGCCACGCCCCCUCACAGGUGCAUCCGCAGGUGACCGACCAAUCAGCAGAGGACCUGGCCUGUGGGCGGAGCUUAGGCCUGGAGUUCUACACGAGGAAGAGUUUGUCCAGCAGCGACGGGGAAAUGACUUUAGGAGAGACGAUGGAGGAGAUCAUCGAGGAGAGCGAGUUCUGACACUCAUUUUUAUGUAAAUAUGUAAUUAGGGAUGUAUAUUUCCAAUCUUUAACCACUGUAAAUUAUUCAAGGCUGUUUACGCCACAGAAUAAAAAAAGGUAAUUGUGACUUUAAAUCAAUUCGGACUUCAUAAUGAUCAUAUCUGAGAAAAACGUCGGAAUCGCGUAAUAUACAUUUUUUAUUUGUAAAUUGUGAGAUAAAAAGUUGCAAUUUACACUCAUUUAAAAAAA